AUUAAUUCCAGAAGGUCAAAUUGCUUAAGUUUUAUUAAAACCUUAUUUGAUUUUUCUUCAAAAACCAUAAAAUUGAAAAAGUCCAACAAAGUAUAUUGAAAAAUACAUUAAAAACCCACUCCAAAAAUCCCUUCUUCUCCACGGUACCCAUCGCCCACUGUUAAUUAUUUUCUUCCCCUUUUGGAGUAAUCACUGCCGAAAAAGUGACCAGUUUCACAGCUUCCUCCUCCUCCUCAAUCAAGCUUAGCAUCUCCCUUUUUUCCUCACUUUUCCCGUUCCUGAAGAAAAAGAGAACAUUUUGAACGAGUACGAAGAAAUCUAUAGAAACGAACAAUGGCAUAUGUGGACCACGCGUUCUCGAUUUCCGAUGAGGACAUCAUGAUGGAGACCUCGUACAGCGUAAACAACAAGCCCCCUAUCAAGGAGAUCGCCCUCGCGCUCGCCCUCCUCGUCUUCGGCGUGCUCGGAAUCGUACUCGGCGCCGUCAUGGCCGUCAAUAAAGUCGGCGGCGACCGCGCUCACGGGACUUUUUUCGCCAUACUGGGUGGAAUUUUAUUCCUUCCUGGAUUCUACUAUACACGGAUCGCAUACUAUGCAUACAAAGGUUACAAAGGUUUCUCCUUUGCUAACAUACCUCCUGUCUAGCUAUGUUUGGUGACUCCAAACAAUGUACAGAUACCUCUCAGUUCUUUGUUGCUGCACUCUUCUCUUUUGUAUUCAUUGUGUUUGAGUUUCUGUAAAUCAUGACAGUUUCAAUGCAUAAGCUAAUUUUGUCCCUCAA
Salvia miltiorrhiza (redroot sage) is the source of this 781-nucleotide messenger RNA. RefSeq lists its product as uncharacterized. Gene Ontology annotation, cellular component: endomembrane system. The record is from RefSeq and is a predicted model, not a curated record. Bases 334 to 645 code for a protein of 103 amino acids. The transcript is spliced from 2 exons. Lineage: Eukaryota; Viridiplantae; Streptophyta; Magnoliopsida; Lamiales; Lamiaceae.